AUGUCUUCCAGAGAAGAAUUGCUCGGGAAAGGGUGCUUGUCCCAGAAGCUCUUGGUUAUGGAUUUAAUUGCUGCUGCUAGUCUCGUGAAGACAGUGUCUGGUUUUGGGAGAUGCUUUGACAAGCUUGUGAAGGAAUUCAUUGUCAACAUAACCCCCGAGUGCAACGUCUCUAGAAGUGUUGAGUUCAGGAAGGUGUAUGUUAGAGGAAGGAGCCAUGUGGCUCAUGUUUUUGAAGAUAUCUCAUUUAGUGAGAUCACUAAAGAGAUCAUUGUUAGGCAAGUGAUAACUUGGCCCAGGAAGGGAAUGUUGUCUACUGGCACUUUGAGUGUCAAGUAUGCCUUGCUGAAUCGCAUUGGAGCUGCAAAUUGGAUGCUUACAAAUCAGUCGUCUCACAUCUCCAUUGGGUUAGCCAAAUUGAUUUAUAUGAUUGGCACCAAGACUCCUUUUGAUUUUGGAGCUUUGAUUGUGGCUUUAGAUGAAUAUCCUGUGCAGAAGGCUAGUCCACUCACGUUUGAUCAAAGGUUGUAUGUGGGGACAUAUGACCCAGACAUUGUGGUAGAUGUUGGACAAGUUGGAGCUGAUGGUGCUAAAGGCCUAAGGCUCUCUGCUAUCUCUAGUUAUGUUCUUGCUGAGCUUGUGGAGAUUUCCAAGAUUCUUCAAGAUACCAUUGUCAGCUGCACUCAGAGGAAGAAGAAGAAGGUGGAUCUGCUAAUCAAUAGUUUGUCCAUGGGAAAAGCUCCUGCUGGUGAUGAAGGAAAUCAGGCUGAUGUUGAACCUAGUGUUGGGACUUCUAGUGAUAGUUCUGAUUAG
Molecule: messenger RNA, 810 nt
Organism: Lotus japonicus
Lineage: Eukaryota; Viridiplantae; Streptophyta; Magnoliopsida; Fabales; Fabaceae
Exons: 3
Coding region: 1-810 (269 amino acids)
Source: RefSeq, a predicted model, not a curated record